AUGCUGCUCGUGCUAUUCGUCGGCGCAGUCCUCUCGGUCGAGAGCUUCCGCGACCUCCUCGAGCAGUCCUUCGCCUUCCUCUCGGUGCUCUUCCAUGACCACCUCGCCUGCGUGCUCAGCACCGUUGGCUGCAUCGCGCUGCUGCUCAAGCUUCUCAUGCCAUCGGCGUCGACGGACGACUCGAAGAAGCAGGGCGCGUAUGGCUCGAUCGUGAUCCACAAGGAGAGCAAGAUCGCCCAGCUCUCGCACCCGUGGGAGGUGCUCUCGGCCGUCAAGAUGCUCGUGCAUACCAAGGUCGGCGGCGGUAAGCAACUCCCGGCCAACCUCGAUACGGACACGGCGUGGUGCUUUAAGAUGGUCAAGAAGGUCAGCCGCAGCUUCGCCAUGGUCAUCGUCGCGCUCCCGGACGAGCUUCGUCUCUCGAUCUGCGUGUUUUACCUGGCGCUCCGCGCGCUUGACACGGUCGAAGACGACAUGAAGCGCAUCGACAACAAGACCAAGAUUGAGAUGCUCCAGAAGUUUUACUUGCGCCUCUCGGAGCUCGACCUCUCGAUUCACGGUAUUGGCGAGGGCGACGAAGCCACGGUUUUGGAGCAGGCGGGCCACAUGAACCGCGCGCUCGCGUCGCUGCCCAAGUCGCACCAAGACGUCAUUAUUGACAUUACGCGCAAGAUGGGCGCCGGCAUGGCCGAGUUUGUCGAGGUCGAUAUGGGCCAGGGCACGGUCAAGACAGCCGACUACGACAAGUACUGCUACUACGUGGCGGGUCUUGUUGGCGAAGGUCUCUCGCGCCUCUUUUCGGCGAGCGGUCUCGAGCACCCGUCCGUGGGCGAGAAGACGGAGCUCUCGAUCUCGAUGGGCCAGUUCCUCCAGAAGGUCAACAUCAUCCGCGACUACCUCGAGGAUUUCGUCGAAGGCCGCACGUUCUGGCCGCAGGAGAUCUGGAAGAAGCACAUGGGCAACCUCGGCGACAUGCGCGACGAGGCCAAGCGCGACGCGAGCCUCAACUGCCUCAACGAGAUGGUCUUUGACGCGCUUCGCCACAUCCCGGACUGCAUGACGUACCUUGCGGCCAUUCGCAACCCGGACGUCUUCUUCUUCUGCGCCAUGCCCCAGGUGAUGGCGGUCGCGACUCUCGCGCAGCUCUACAACAACCCCAAGGUCUUUACGGGCGUCGUCAAGAUCCGCAAGGGUACGGCGUGCUUCCUCAUGGAGCACGCGACCUCGAUGCCCAAGGUCCGCGGUAUGUUCUCCGAGUACGUCCACGACAUUCAGGCCAAGGGCGUCUCGGCCGAGCGCACGCCGACGCUGCAUGCGGCCAUUGACGCCAUCCACGCCGACGCGCUGGAAGCGCCUAACAUGGGCAGCAUCGUCUUCCUCGCCUUCUCGAGCCUCGUGGCCGCGAUCCUCUUCCUUGUGAGCACGCGCGGCUUUGUGCUGCCGCCGCUCACGGACGCGAUCGGCGUCGGCGCGCUCGCGACCAUGUUUGGCAGCGUCGCCGUCUUGCUUGCGUUUGGCUUUACGCCGUUUGCGACGCCGACCAAGAAGACCAAGACCGACUAA
Molecule: messenger RNA, 1563 nt
Organism: Saprolegnia diclina VS20
Lineage: Eukaryota; Oomycota; Saprolegniomycetes; Saprolegniales; Saprolegniaceae
Exons: 1
Coding region: 1-1563 (520 amino acids)
Biological process (GO): lipid biosynthetic process; farnesyl diphosphate metabolic process
Cellular component (GO): endoplasmic reticulum membrane
Molecular function (GO): squalene synthase [NAD(P)H] activity
Source: RefSeq, a predicted model, not a curated record